GCCCACCUUAUACAGGCUCCGCUCUGGCCCCUACAGCCAAGCAGCGGGAGGCCUGAGGCACCAGGCCAGGGUGCUCCAACCCACGGGCCCCAAAACAGAGGCCCUGGGCCCUGGGCCGGGAGGGGCGUGGCCCAAGAUGGGGUGCCAGUGGGAGUGGAGUCCCCGCCCCUGGGAGGGGAAUUUUUGUUGAAGAAGUUGGGCGGGCCUACGCACCCUGCCUCCACCUAGAAUCUGGCUGGCUGGCUGGCUGGCUGGCUGGCUGGCAGUCACUCCCUGACACACAGAUCCCCAAACCUGGGGCGGGGCUGGGGCAGAUCCUGUUGGGGACGGAACGUAGGGCCUAGGAGCUGGCCCAGGAGCUGGGGACUAAGUGAAGUUCACGUUGAGUGAGGCCCGAAGCCAGGAGGAGGCAGCCAUUGCUGUAAGGUCAGUGCCAGACCCUGCCCCAGAGGGCCACACUGAACUUCAUGGCCCUACCCACCCCCAUCGCAGCCCUGGAGUCCCCGCCCACCCAUCCUGACUCCUGCCCUGGGGCUGCCACCCCUGAACUGUGCCCUAGGGCCCCCACUCAUGGCCCCACUGACCUCAGCUCUGGGCUCACCGGUCCGCCUUCGGCCUCUCUGGGCCCUGAGCACCUGGAUUCACUGUGCCAGGUGCUGGCAGACGACGGGUCAGACAGCAGGGCCCCUGCGAACCUCCAUGGUGCCAGGAUUCUGGACAGUGAACCCCUGCUGGGGGCAGCAGUCAUAGACUGCCCCUGGGCCCCCACAGAGGACGGGGACGAAGACAAGGAGGAGCAGGCCGGGGAGCAGGGGGAGGAGGAGGAGUGUCCCGUCUGCACAGAGCCCUACCGGUCCGGCGAGCACCAGCUGGCCCUGCUGAACUGCGGUCACAACCUGUGUGCAGGCUGCCUGCACCGGCUGCUGGGCGCGGCCCCCAGUGCCGACCUGGGCCGGGUGCGCUGCCCGCUGUGUCGCCAGAAAACACCCAUGCUUGAGUGGGAGAUCUGCCGGCUGCAGGAGGAGCUGCUGCAGGCCGACGGGCCCCAGCGCCCCGCACCCGCUGCUCCCCUCGGGCCCCUCCUCCAGGGCCCCGGGCCCUGGGCCUGCCUAGAGCACCGCUACCAGCUGCGCUUCCUGACGAGGCCCCUAGGCGGCCGAGGCUGCCUGCCCUUCCUGCCCUGCCCGCCCUGCCUGGGUGCCUGGCUCUGGGCCCUGCGGGAACGAGGGCCCUGCGCCCGCCGCAUGGCGCUGCUGGGCUUGCUAGCCCUCGAGUUGCUGGGGCUGCUGCUCAUCUUCACGCCGCUCAUGCUGCUGGGGCUGCUCUUCGUGCUGCUGGACGGCUCCGGCCGCUGAGAAGAGCCCGCCAGGUCUGCCACCAGCACGGCCUGGGCUUGAGGUAGCCGUGGCCACCAACGGAUGGGAGGCCCAGACUGGCCCAGCCCCUGGAGCCGUGGGGCCUGGGGAGCAUUGUGCGCUGAGGCCUGAUGACCAGGCUGAAGAACCCAAGGUCGAUCAGGGCACUAACUUUCAACCCAGACCCAAGGCUCGGACCCAGGGCCACCCGGAAGCCUCUGACCCAGCCGGAGACUCCACACUGCCCUGCUGCCCAGACGCUAGCCAGUGGUGCCUAAGGACAGCACCAGAGGAGGUCUGUGACCAGGGCCCAAAGUGCCCUUCGAGGAACAGGCCCCAUGCUGACACUGGGCUGUCCCCGCUCUCCAGCCUGGCCUGUCUGCAAGAGGGGCACAGACACCGCGGACACAAAAAUGAACAGAGGCCUGGGUCAAGUGCUCGGAAUGGGUGGGGCCCUCGGCAGGCACCAGCCCACGUUCCAGAUGAGAGUCAAGUGUGUGUUCCAAGGUCAGGGUAGCCGAGGGGAGGGCCCCUGCUGCACAGGCCCGGCCCACAAAGGGCCUCCUCUGCCGCCGGGCUGGGGUCCAAGUGGCGGCCCUGAGCAGCCCCAGGGGUGGAGGGGAGUGGCAGUACAUGCCCCUCAGCCACAAGGGACCAGGGCGGGCCCUGGGGCCGAAGGCACCCUCACUCCCCUACAGCCCCCCAUGGCUGAGCCUGGGGCCUUUAUUUGAGGGACAGACGCAGUCACAGCACCCCCCUCGUGGGCUCGGUGGUGGCACGCCGAGCCCUAUGCCCGGCACAAGAGAUGCUGUCAAUAAACAGCUGCUCCUGACA
Molecule: messenger RNA, 2189 nt
Organism: Camelus dromedarius (Arabian camel)
Lineage: Eukaryota; Metazoa; Chordata; Mammalia; Artiodactyla; Camelidae
Gene: RNF229
Exons: 1
Coding region: 468-1355 (295 amino acids)
Biological process (GO): protein autoubiquitination; protein K29-linked ubiquitination; intrinsic apoptotic signaling pathway in response to endoplasmic reticulum stress
Cellular component (GO): endoplasmic reticulum membrane
Molecular function (GO): ubiquitin protein ligase activity
Source: RefSeq, a predicted model, not a curated record